Molecule: messenger RNA, 2901 nt
Organism: Girardinichthys multiradiatus
Lineage: Eukaryota; Metazoa; Chordata; Actinopteri; Cyprinodontiformes; Goodeidae
Gene: rnf2
Product: ring finger protein 2
Exons: 9
Coding region: 724-1752 (342 amino acids)
Cellular component (GO): ubiquitin ligase complex; PcG protein complex
Molecular function (GO): ubiquitin protein ligase activity; chromatin binding
Source: RefSeq, a predicted model, not a curated record
CAACAGCAAGAGAGAAACAUGACGAUGGAGGAGAGUCUUGUAAAUUCAAUGAUAGCGUUCAAAAGUUGGAGUCAUAGGCAAUACUUCAGGUUCGCUGAAGUUAAACGCAAAAAUGUGCAUGUGAUUUGCAAGUUAUGUCUGGGAACAAAUAAAUUAUCCACGUCGGUGACCAGUAACUCCAACCUUAUGAAGCACUUCGCAUCGCCUCUAGGGUGACCAAAUGUCCUGAUUUGUAAAGGGACUGUGCUGCAUUUUUCACUCCUUGCCCGGUGUUUCUCAAACAGAAACAUUGUCCCACAUUUGACCAGGUCAAAUUCUGAUAAGUCAAACGAAAAUACUGGAGCUCUUUUGAAAUGUGAGGAAAGCAGAGCUGCAGUUAUCAUCUCAGAGACCCAUCAGCUGUCAUUAAAAAUACGCAGCAGCGUCCCACGUCAUGACCAACCGCACCAGUUUGGUCAGUAAAAUAAAAGAAGAAACGGAUUUUCUUGUAUAGCUAUCAGUAGGCUACAUAGAAUAUAAUGGAAAGUAUUUCACGGAAAAGAAAAGAGAUUGUUUUAAAGCUUGCCAAAGUUAUUAAUUUCACACGGAGGGGAGCACAAUGUGAGGCGACACUGUGAAAGUGCAUCGCACAAGAAGUGCACAGCUAAAAAUCAACCUGCUGAUCUAAGGACCUCUUUUACGUCAAACCCAGAGAGGACUGCCAGACAGAUAAGUGUUGGAGUCAUGACUCAGACAGUGCAGACGAAUGGGGUCCAGUCCCUCAGCAAGACCUGGGAAUUAAGUCUCUAUGAACUACAGAGAACACCACAGGAGGCUAUAACAGACGGACUAGAGAUAGCAGUGUCACCCAGGUCUUUGCACAGUGAACUUAUGUGUCCUAUCUGUCUGGACAUGUUGAAGAACACAAUGACAACUAAAGAAUGUCUGCACCGCUUCUGCGCUGAUUGUAUCAUCACAGCUUUGAGAUCUGGGAAUAAAGAGUGCCCGACCUGUCGUAAGAAGCUUGUUUCUAAGCGCUCUCUGCGUCCAGAUCCCAAUUUUGACGCACUGAUUAGUAAGAUUUAUCCGAGCCGAGAUGAGUAUGAAGCCCACCAGGAGAGAGUUUUGGCUCGCAUUAGCAAACACAACAAUCAGCAAGCUUUGUCCCACAGCAUAGAAGAGGGGUUGAAGAUACAGGCAAUGACCAGGCUGCAGCGUGGAAAGAGACACACAGUCGAAAAUGGCAGUGGAGCUGAGGAUAACGGAGACUCCUCCCACUGUAGCAAUGCGUCUGUCCACAGUAAUCAGGAGGCAGGUCCAAGCAUCAAGCGCACCAAGACAAGUGAUGACAGCGGUUUGGACAUGGACAAUGCUGCUGAGAAUGGGGGAGGAGACUCUGUAAUUGAUGGUGGUGCCAGUGAAAUAGAACUGGUGUUUAGGCCACACCCCACCCUGAUGGAGAAGGAUGAUGGUCACAACAGUGUGGAGUUUGUUCCUCGCUACAUUAAGACAUCUGGUAAUGCCACUGUGGACCACCUUUCUAAAUACCUGGCAGUUCGACUGGCUCUGGAGGAAUUGAGAAGAAAUGCUGAGGCCAGUCCAGUUAAUGUUGAGGCAGCGUCAGAGAAACAGUACACCAUCUACAUACCUACAGCUGGGAACCAGUUCACUGUUCUGAACGGUUCCUUCUCUCUGGAGCUCGUCAGUGAAAAGUACUGGAAGGUCAACAAACCCAUGGAGCUCUACUUUGCACCCACUAAAGAACACAAGUAAAUGUGCAUCAGAAUACACAACUCCACAACUCCAUCCAUACAUACAUAAACAUACACACCUGUUGGAGGUAAACAGAUGGACAUGGCUACAGCUGCACACACAAACAAACGGAGAAGAAUGUGUGUCUGACAGAGACCAGGAGGUUUGGUUAAACCUUCAAAUGGACUCCUGUGAAUAGAAAAAAAACUCUGUUUUAUAUUUUCUGUACCUUUGUUGCUUGUUAGACAGCAGCAGAUCAGUACAGCAGAUUACACCUCAAACAGCAAGUGUAGAGCUUCUCAACAUACAGCCUUCAUUCAUUGCCUUGGCCUUCACUGUUAAAGCAAAACGAUCUGGUAUAUUUGUGUAUUAUGUUGUAAACUUUGUUUUCUGUGACAAACAUGAUGAUGUUCCUGCACCUCAUUGUAAACAAACAACUCUGCCCAGAAUUUAGAGCAUAUUUUAUUAUAACACUGCUGUUAUGAUCCAUUUUCUGCAAAAUGAAGAAACAAAAAGAUGAAGAGACAAACUCACCCAAUAAACUAAUUUCUCAGUUUCCAAACUGUAAUUGAGCAUGUAACAUGCAUCUGAACUGUAUUUAAGGAUUCAACUGUAAAUAUAAGGAGAAUAUGAAGCUUGUUAUUGAUCAUUGAAAAUGUUCUUCUAAGUACGCAUUCUUUGAAACCCCUUCUUCGAGACCUGCUUGUCCUUUGGCCUAAAUUUCAAAAGUUUUUGAGGCAGAAUGAGUCUCGGGGACUUUUUUGCUCCUUUUUAAAGUUUAUGUUCAAAAAACAUUUUUGUGUCUGAAAUAAGAUCAGUAAGAACAUGUGAGAACAACCAGUUUUUCUUUAAUAAUAAUUGGGAUAUGACAUUUAGGAACGUUUGAGUUAAACUGUUCUAAAGGAGAAUUUAAGUAGUGCUGUAUAAGCAAAUUAAAUGUAAAAUCUUUGUUUUCUCUUUUUUGUGUUGCAUGUCACUGUAAAGUUUGAGAAAUUCCAAAUGUCUGACUGGCCAGGCUUGAUGUUUGUCAUCUGAAAACCCUGACUUGUUUUGUUUGAGCAUUCUUCUUUCUGUUGUCCUGAUCUGUUGCCAUAGAAACAAAAUGUCUUUUAAAAUCUGUGGCUGCACUCUGUGGCUCAUCCUUUUUAUAAAUGUCUUUUGUAACACGGA